CCAGCACUCCACCCUAUCCCGUAAGUUUGUGGAGGUGAUGACGGAGUACAACGCCACCCAGUCCAAAUACCGGGACCGCUGCAAGGAUCGGAUCCAGAGGCAAUUGGAGAUAACUGGCCGGACAACCACCAACGAAGAGCUCGAAGACAUGCUGGAGAGCGGCAAACUGGCUAUUUUCACUGAUGAUAUCAAAAUGGACUCACAGAUGACGAAACAGGCUCUGAACGAGAUCGAGACCCGACAUAAUGAGAUCAUCAAACUGGAAACCAGUAUCCGUGAGCUGCAUGACAUGUUUGUGGACAUGGCUAUGUUGGUGGAGAGCCAGGGAGAGAUGAUUGACCGCAUUGAGUACAACGUGGAGCACUCCGUUGACUACGUGGAAAGAGCUGUGUCCGACACCAAGAAAGCUGUAAAAUACCAGAGCAAGGCUCGGAGGGUGAGUGCGGGGAUGGGGCAGGGGGGUGGACCCCCUUCAGCUGAUGAAAGAGGCUGAGACCCCACAGAAAUCCAGACACAUAUCUCCCCGGCCCCACCCGAGGCAGGUCAUCCCCGAGAGCCUCCUCCCCCAGCAGAGAUGAAGACACUUCACCAGAGCCUGUCCCCUCCCUUCUCCUGUCUCUCUCUCUCCAUCACUCCAUCCCCAAGGCCUCUCCACACCACACGCUUCACUAAUUUUGUGUGUGGCAGCCGUUUUCUAUUUUUAACACAGUCUAUCCACUCCCUUCCAUCUUAGCCCCCACUUCCCUGGCUCCCGAAACACUGCUAUCCCAGCCCUGGCCUCCCGGUGCCCCUCACUCCCGACACACAGCCCCUGCUAGCCCAGCCCUGGAC
Messenger RNA from Chrysemys picta bellii (western painted turtle), 831 nucleotides. The record is from RefSeq and is a predicted model, not a curated record. NCBI's taxonomy places the organism in Eukaryota, Metazoa, Chordata, Testudines, Emydidae.